AUGGGCCUGGGCAUGGGGCUGAGCCUCCUGCUCCUCUUCGCCAUGGUAGGCACCAACUUACUCUCUCUCUACCACCUCUCGUCCAUCUCCUCCUACCCCCGCGGCGGCGCCGCAAGGCAGCCGGCAGCGCAGAUCCCGGAUCGCCUCCAGCAGCAGCUCGCCACCAUCCGCGCCACCAUUUCCCACCUCACAGGGCUCCGCCCCUCCGCCACAACCCUCCGCUCUCCUUCCUCCCCCGCCGAUCUCCUCCUCUACGCCUCCCUCUCCCCUAUCGCCUCCGCCUGCCAUGACCACCCCGAGCUCCUCCACCGCUACAUGACCUACACGCCAUUCAAGCCCUGCCCCUCCGAUCCAGACAACCUCGCUGAGGUCCUCUCCCUCCGCGGCUGUCACCCCCUCCCGCGCCGCCGCUGCUUCUCCGCCACCGCCGCCAAGGAGAUCCCCCUCUCCUCCGAUCCCUUCCCGGCUUCCCUGCCCGACGCCGCCGUGAUCUGGCCCUCCACUGCCGCCUGCAAGAGCUUCGCCUGCCUGCCGCCGCAUCUCGGCUUCGACAUGGCCGCGGAGGCGGCGCGAUUCCUCCCCCCUACCAGAUCCAACCUAGAUCUGACAAUACCGCAGCUUCUCGCCAUCGCUGCGAACCUGUCCUCCCCGAUUCGGCUCGCCCUGGACGUCGGCGGUGGAUCCGGCACCUUCGCGGCGCGGAUGAAGAUCGACGCCGGCGCCACUGUCGUCACAACCACCAUGAACCUUGGGGCACCCUACAGCGAGGCCGCCGCCCUCCGGGGGCUGGUCCCGCUGCACGUCCCGCUGCAGCAGCGGUUCCCCAUUCACGACGCCGCGCUUGAUCUGGUGCGAUGCGGUCAUGCCGUCAACCGCUGGAUCCCCUCGGCGGCGCUGGAGUUCCUGCUCUUUGACGCGGAUCGAGUGCUCAGGUCCGGCGGAUUCCUCUGGAUCGACCACUUCUUCUGCCGGGCGGCGGAUCUGAACGCCGAUUACGCGCCGCUGUUCAGGAAGCUCGGCUACCGUAUCUUGAAGUGGUCCGUGGGGAACAAGACCGACGCUGGCGGCGUGAAGAACGGGGAGGUCUACCUGACCGCCCUGCUGCAGAAGCCUGUCGGCAAGUGA
Messenger RNA from Spirodela intermedia, 1125 nucleotides. The record is from the annotation of a GenBank genome assembly. NCBI's taxonomy places the organism in Eukaryota, Viridiplantae, Streptophyta, Magnoliopsida, Alismatales, Araceae.